AUGCUAAAUCAUGCUCUCAAUACACUUCCAGGAGGCGAAGGAAUCCCAUCCCGCAAAGCUGCCAAAGCCAAAGAAAUAGAGCUAGAAUCUGAGCAGCUCAAAAUUUAUAUAGACGAUCUCGAAACAAACCUAGCCCUUAAUAAAGAAAUGCUUCAUGAUAUAUUAUCAAGUAAAUUAAAUGAGUCUAAUUCUGAAGACACUGUCAAUAUCAGCUAUACAGCUCCACGUAUGAUCGAGCAGCUGCUCACCGAAACAAAGCAGCUUGAAGACACCCUCAAAAAGCUCAUCACUGACCGAAAUGAUGCCCAAGGCAAAGCCUUAAUAAACGAACAAAUUUCUGCAGAAUUUCAACGAAAAGAACAAGAAUUAGUCCAAGAAUACGAAGACAAGCUCCAAGAAAUUAGGUACCAAAACGACAAAAAAGAACGCAUUAUCUGUGAGCUCAUGACAAGAAACAAGCAGUUAGAAAUCGAUGCUGAGCUGUAUAGAAAAUCCAGGAAUAUGAUAAUUGUCCCACCUACUGAUGAAAUUUUGGACUUGCAUUGCCAAGUUGAAGACUUAAAAGAAUAUAUGCAAGAUCUUGCAAGGGACCUUUAUUGUACGCAGAUGUAUAGAUAUAAACUUAUGGAGAAUUCAAAAAUGCUUUGAAGUGAAUGUCAGAAAAUAGAAGCAUUAUUGAAAAAUCCUGUAAAUAGGAAGCCAGGGGUAGAAAGAAGCUAUAUUAAUAACUUAUUUAGCCCAAGAAAAGAGUUCAGCUUUGAGUUCAAAAUAUCUGAUGAGACAAGUGGAUCAGAAGAAAGUUCAAUAAUCAAUGAGCCAGUUGAAGAUGAAGAAGUAAUUCAUACAACGCCUAAUAAGCAAAGGCCUGUACCUGUCCUUGAUUUUACGAAAAUUAAAAAUAAAACACUUUCAAUGCAAGAUAAUUAUUAUAAACAAACAGCCCUAACGCCAGAAGAAAGAGCUUUAGAAGACAAAAUAGAACAGAUGAAACAAGAAAUUCAUAAUAUGAAACAAGAGCUGACUGUAGAAAGCGAAGGGCUGCUAAUAAUAUCUGCAGAAAAUUCUAAAUUGUUAGAAAAAAACGAAAAACUAGCUGAAGAGUAUAUCGCCUCACACCAAAAAAAAGACCAAAUUCAAGACACCAUAAGUAAAAUGCAAGGCCGAGAAAAGAUAAAAAGAGGUAGAGUGACGACUGAAAUCAAGCCAGCAGCCCACGAAAACCCAGUUAUUUUUAGGGUCGCGCUUGAAGGCAGUUAUGAAGAAAACGAAGAAAUUGAGAUCAGACCUGACAGCUUUUAUGCAAAAGAAAGGAGUUUUCAAAUUUCUGAGGAUUAG
Messenger RNA from Blepharisma stoltei, 1335 nucleotides. NCBI's taxonomy places the organism in Eukaryota, Ciliophora, Heterotrichea, Heterotrichida, Blepharismidae. The record is from the annotation of a GenBank genome assembly.